AUGAGUGAAGAAGAUAAGACAGUGAAAUCCGAAAAUUCCAACGACGCAAAUGCAGGCGUAUCACAUGGAAUUGCGAGGCCUAUACCAACAUUUUGGUAUGAAAAACCUCAAUUAUGGUUCGCGAUGAUCGAGGCACAUUUUAAUCGAUCACGAAUAAAAACAGAAGAUGUCAAAUAUGAAUUUAUAUUAUCAUAUUUAGAUGACAAAUUAGCCAGUGAAUCACAAGACCAAAAGAUUCGAAGGUUGCUAGAGCAAGAGGAACUGGGUGAUCGAAAACCGUCGCAAUUUUUACGACACCUAACAUCAUUGGCCGGUCCACUACUAGAUGAGAACAUUUUAAGAACCUUGUGGCUACAAAGAUUACCUACGCAUACACAACAAAUAUUAAAGGCCCAUCCGACCAUGAAAAUUGAAGACCUAGCCACCAUAGCAGAUAGCAUCGGUGAGGUUAACAUCGCGCCAACAGUAGCCGCCACAAGCCUUACCGACAGUACAACGUCUGAAUUAUUAAAACGAGUAGAAGACCUAACAAAAAUGGUAGCUGAAUUGCAAAAUAGACGUCCUAGAUAUCGGCAUAAUUCUCGUUCUAGGAAAAUCUCGCGCACAAGAAGUUUUUCACGCCAAAGAAAUGGUAGCAGGCAAAGAUUUGAUACGUGCUGGUACCACUACAAAUUUGGAGACAAAGCUAAGAAAUGCACGCAACCAUGCAAAAUGUCGGGAAACGAAGAAGACAGGCACUAG
Messenger RNA from Ctenocephalides felis (cat flea), 741 nucleotides. RefSeq lists its product as uncharacterized. Lineage: Eukaryota; Metazoa; Arthropoda; Insecta; Siphonaptera; Pulicidae. The coding region runs from base 1 to 741 and encodes 246 amino acids. The transcript has 2 exons. The record is from RefSeq and is a predicted model, not a curated record.